CUGUUCACCUUCAGCUGGUGCCCCAGAGCAGCCUGCACCCUUCUGUAUGAAAUGUGGGAUAACUAAGCCAUACCGCAUUCUGGUCCUCAUCUGCACGGUCACGGCGAUGGCCCUUCUGUGGUGGGCCUUCAGCCUGUCCACCUGGGCGAAGGUGGACAUUGCUAAUGGCCGCCAGGUCCUGUUCAGUGCCCUGUUUGCCACCUGCAGCCAAGAGGUCAAGUGCUGGGUUCCUCCACCCAGGUCAUACAGCUUCAUAUUUGGUCGAAUUUUCAUGAUCAGCGCCCUUCUUCUCUCCUUCUUCCUGAACAUCACACUGAUGGCCUUCCCUCAGUCCCUUCCUGACACCUGGAAACAGUACUUUGUCUUCACCAUCACCUGCUUCGUCAUAGGUGUCUGUGUGUUCCUUGCGUUGCUGCUGCACACUCUGUAUAUUUGGAGAGUAACUGACAUAUUCAAGGAAGCGAAAGUCACCCUUCUCUACCCCUAUUUCAUCCUCUCAGUCAGCAUCAUGCUGUUUUUCCUGUCUGGAAUUCUCUGUUUCGUCAGCGCCCACCACUGUUGGUUUUGGUGUGUCCUGCAGCGGCCUAUUCAAGUGGAACCAAUGCAAACACCCAUGGCCAGUCACUGCCCUGUAACUGACUCUGAGAAUAAACUGAGUGCAGACAGCUACCCAACCCUCCGUGGCAACCGUGGGAACUGCCUGUCGAGCCUGCACUUCAAGACUUCCCAGCUCCAUGCUCUUGUUUAAUUGCUGUGGGAGACGAAAGAGUUGUCCCUCUCCUGACCAUCGUUCCGAUGAGGAGUAGGAUUCCAGGGACUUGGGUUUUCACAAGAGGGAAGACAUGUUCUGGGGUGGGGAGUGAGGAGUCUGCUUUGGGUCUCGGAGACUUGGAAUGAAAACCUCCUCUCACCUUGAACUGGCCAAGGCCCACCCCCUCGCCUUAGUGUUCCCUGUGUCCUGCAAGGCCUGUUCUAACAGCAACGAAGCUCCUUCUCCACCUGUGUGGCUUGAGUUUUGAUAAAAUUCUCUGCUCUAUGGUAAUUCUGUGAGAGUGAUCUGUCAAAUAACUCAGGGCUCUGUUGAAGGCAACAAAACCUCAUCCAAACUCACUUAAAUGACAACAAGAGAGUGAACUUACUGGACAGACGCAGGGAUAGUCCAUUGACACAAUGGAAGUCCUGGCAGGAUCAGGGUUACACAAGACACGGUGGAACCUGGAGCUCUUUCCUCCAGAACACUACUCUUUAAAACUAUUUGGUGAAUUUCCUGACCCCUAAUUGCAAACAGUCUCCUAAGUUCCCUUGCUCAUCACUUUCAAAGCCUGUCCCUCCCCCUCAGCCAGACCUCUGCUCCUGUCUGAGUUCUGAACACAUUGGGCCUGGGCCACUCCUGCCAGGCCAGGAGCUCUGAGUGGCCUCCCCACUGCAGUCUGUCUCCACCAUGUGACCAACCCCUCUUCUUAGAGCACAGAGCUGAGAAUGUUCUCCUUAAAAACAACUGUGCCUUAUUCUUCAGGAUAAAUUCCUUAUCUUGAUAAAUAAAGAUUUUUAUACGUUGA
Messenger RNA from Pipistrellus kuhlii (Kuhl's pipistrelle), 1559 nucleotides. Its product is annotated as transmembrane protein 225B. NCBI's taxonomy places the organism in Eukaryota, Metazoa, Chordata, Mammalia, Chiroptera, Vespertilionidae. Bases 47 to 748 code for a protein of 233 amino acids. Gene Ontology annotation, biological process: negative regulation of phosphatase activity. The record is from RefSeq and is a predicted model, not a curated record. The transcript has 6 exons.